AUGGACAAAUCAGGAAAGUUUCUGGCCCCAAAGAAGGCUCGUCUGCUCGGAGUCUGUGUCUUCAUACUCAUAAUCAUAUCGACAUGCCUCUUUUUCCUCGAUCUGUCUAUUUUGCGCCCUUCGCCAAACCCCUCAGAGUAUAUGGGUAAAACAACAGUCAACAAUGAUGUGACUUACAUAAUCUACUUUGAGAAAUCUUUGGAUUAUGAAUAUACCGUGUCAACUCUGGUUUUUGAACAAUUUAUUCAAGUCUAUUCAGAGUUGCUACAAGACGAUUUGCUGGCGCAGGUGGAACACCGCUUCGACUCCGUUUUGAACGGUUUCACGUUUAAAUUGCCAGAGGAGGAUGCUUUGAGAGAAAAAUUCUCAGAGUAUAUUCCUAAUGCUGCAUUUUCUGGUGAUAUCCUAGCCCUUUUAUACCAGUAUUUGGUUGCGCAUGGUGAAAACCUGUUGGGCAGCAAUCAUGUUGAAUUACACUUGGAGAAAGACCAAACAAUGAGUAUCCACGAGUAG
Molecule: messenger RNA, 513 nt
Organism: Australozyma saopauloensis
Lineage: Eukaryota; Fungi; Ascomycota; Pichiomycetes; Serinales; Metschnikowiaceae
Exons: 1
Coding region: 1-513 (170 amino acids)
Source: RefSeq, a predicted model, not a curated record